Molecule: messenger RNA, 3055 nt
Organism: Scleropages formosus (Asian bonytongue)
Lineage: Eukaryota; Metazoa; Chordata; Actinopteri; Osteoglossiformes; Osteoglossidae
Gene: zbtb3
Product: zinc finger and BTB domain containing 3
Exons: 2
Coding region: 396-2165 (589 amino acids)
Biological process (GO): regulation of transcription by RNA polymerase II
Molecular function (GO): RNA polymerase II cis-regulatory region sequence-specific DNA binding; protein binding; DNA-binding transcription factor activity, RNA polymerase II-specific
Source: RefSeq, a predicted model, not a curated record
ACUCAGCAGGCAGUGCCUCGUCCUAAGUGGCUACUUUAGCUACUGUGGUGACAUUCCUCCUUUUGUCCUUGCCAGCCUGAUGGGAGAGGGAUGAGAAGUGAGUCUCCAGAAGCAUGUCCAUGUUCAGUUCUACCAGUGGAACAACAGCCCCAUUGAAAGGGAAAGAUUGUGGUGAUGUUUCAGCUGCUUUUUUGGCCAGACUGCAAGCAAACAAGUUACAAAUAUUUUUCUGAUUACUUCUGUGGAAGAGAGCGUCCCUUUUCUGUGUAGUUCCACUUUUCUUUCUUUUACAACUCCAAUCUUAUUUACGCCUUUCACGCCUUAAUCGGUUGCUCCUUGCGUAAGUUUCCUUCAGCUGAAACAGUUGGCCUCCUGUGCACUUCCUCUUGAGGGUGAUGGAGUUCCCCCAGCAUAGCCAACAGCUUUUGGCUAACCUGCGAGCUCAGCGCCUCCAGGGAUUCCUGUGCGACUGCACCGUCCAGGUUGGGUCUGCCCGUUUCCUAGCCCACCGUGCUGUCCUGGCCUCCUGCUCGCCAUUCUUCCACAUGUUCUACUCUGAGCAGCCUCUAGGGAAGAGGGAGACUGUUACCAUCAAUGGAGAAAUUGUGACUCCCCUGGCCUUUGGCCUGCUCCUGGACUUCAUGUAUGAGGGCACACUGAGGUUGGCUGCCCAGCCCCCACCAGAGGAUGUGCUGGCUGCAGCCAGCUUCCUACACAUGAAUGAUAUUGUACGCGUGUGUAAGAAGAGGCUGCAGGGUCGAGGCCUGGCCGAGGCAGACAGCACCAAGGCUGAAGAGGAGUGUGUGGUUGUCGGGGGGAGUUCGGCUAGGUUGGUGGGAGGAACCCGGGAAUCUAGGGAGGAUGCAGGAGGAGGGGGGACUGAGGGAUCAGCGGGGGUGACAAAAGGUACAGCGCUGUCCUUGCCUCAGUUUCCCCACCUCAACCAGUUCACCCCACACGGAUCAGAGAGAAAAGUAGAUAUUCGAGAAGAGACUCCUAGCCCGAACAAUACAGACAAAUCUGGCUCUGCCAGUCCAGACCUAGCUGAUACUACCCAGCCAGGGAUGGACUCUUUGCCCAGGCCUCAAAGCCAAGGAGAGACUACCCUCGCCAGCCCUUGCAGCUCCACUGAAAUGUACUCCAGCAACCACCCAUCUUCUUCAUCUUCCUCCUCAUCUUCUGUUGUACCUGUAGCCCAGUGUUUCCCCAGCUCAGAGACUCAAAACAAUGGGAACAGCUCUCUUUCACUGACACAUGCAAAUGAGAAUAGCACCUCCAGUCCAGAUCUGGCCGGCCCAUUGAUCUCAAAUGAUAGUUGCAUAACGUUAGCGCAAGGUGGCAACCUGCAAGCUGGUGUUUCAAAAGCAGUGCCUAUUACAGUGCAAAGGCAGAGUCCCCCACCACCCUUAGCACCACUUCCCCUUCCACACACGCACAACCAGUCUGUGCCCGAGGUGCAAACCCUGGGGAUGGAAAGAGAACGCUCAAGUUCACGACAGGAUGGACAGAGUCAGGGUUCAACAAAGGAAAUAGCAGCAGGACUAGGACAGGAGGAAGAAGAGGAGGAGCGAGAGGAUGAUGGGGUCAAGGUAAAGGUGGAGGCCAUUGUCAUUUCAGAUGAGGAGCUGGAUGACAUGGAAGUGAUGCUUGAAAGGGAAGGGGAGCACCGAAGGGGCUCAGAGGGAGUGGAGGGGGCUGAGUUUGAGGACAGCGAUCAGGUAUUCCUGCCGCACCACUCCCUUUUGCACCUCCCUCACCACCAAGAGCCCCUUUCCUUCCCACUCUCUCCUCAAGGUACGAGCACCUCUGACCCUCCUUCCUUUCCUGGCGGUUUCUUCCCUUCCACUUCCCAUCAAGGACACGCUCAACAGCCAGACCAACAGGCCCUGUACUUCCAGGACUUUCAGGAGUCCUUGGGCACCUAUGUGGAGGACGUGCCCACUUGUGCCACCUGUGGGAAAACGUUUUCCUGUGCCUAUACUCUGAGGCGGCAUGCCAUCGUGCACACGCGUGAGCGCCCCUAUGAGUGUCGUUACUGCUAUCGCAGCUACACCCAGUCCGGGGACCUGUAUCGACACAUCCGUAAGGCCCACGACCACGGGCUGCCAGCCAAACGCAGCCGAGUGGAUUCUGAACCGCCACAGCCACCGCCCCAGCAACCCUGACUGAGGUCUGUGGUGGACACUCAGAGGUACUUAUGUAGCAGAAAAGGAAACAUGGACUAUAGAAACCUGCUUUUAAUUGGAGUUUUCAAUUCCGUAUUGUAAAACAGCUCUAUCUUCAGCCAUUUCAUGAUGUGGAGUACCAAAAAUGUAUGCAAACUAAGAAGUGUCUUUUAAAAAAUAUCAGUUGCUAAACCGCAACUACUUUGUGAAAUCUUUGAGUAGAGAAUACAGUGUCCAUAAUUGUCAGGUUUACCAGACUUGAGACCAGUUGUGAAAAAUGACUGGAAGAGUUUAGUGCAGCUGAAAGGGAAUGUUUCAAUGUAAUGAGGAUACAAUGAUGGUGGGCAAUUCUGGUCAAGUCCUGCAGUAAUACAGAUCUUUGUUACCUUUCUACUACUUACUGAUGCCUGAAAUGCCAUGAGACAUUUUUUUAACUCACUUUAAUCACACCAUUAAGCAUUAUGGUCAAGUGAAAACCAGCUCACCAUGCUGCCUGUCAAGACCAGAAUUUCCCUUACCUGUUGUAGAAGCAUUAUUAACUAGUGUCUUUUAUUAUUUAUGGGUUUGUUUUUUUUUAAUUAAUUGUGCAAAAGAUAUGAAUAAAUAGCCCACUACCAAAACAUGUUACUAAACCUUUGCUGUGAACAAGGUGUACAGUGCUGUAUUAUACGUAUUUAUACUUUUUUAUGUUUUCAUUGAUUGUUCAUUUAAAUAAAUGUGUAUGAGCAGUUUUUCUUGGCUAGUGGCCAUGUUAUGUCAGUAGCCAUCUCAAUUUUACCUAUAAAUUGUAUUUAAUUAGGUUUGGGUAGGAUGCCUGUAGAUGUACAGACUAAUAAAACUUUUAAUAAAGUAAUAGCGCUAAUAAAGGUUGAAUAAAGGUUUGAAGGGAA